AGGCUGCUGAGGCGGCGGCGGCGGUUGGUCAGGGGCGUGCCGGCGAGGCAGAGAUUGAGCGAGAUGUGGCCCCGCAGGGAGACGUGACCCUCCUGCGCCUGGGCGGUUAGGGUUACCCCUCUUCAGCACUGGUACCAGAAAAACUGUUCCUGAGAGCAAAGUGGAGUGUGUAGUUGGCCCUGUGCAUGAGAACAGCAAUUUCAUUUCAAUAUAGAUGACCAUGCAGCCUGCAAUUCAAGUAUGGUUUGGAGAAGACCUGCCUUUAAGUCCACGGAGUCCGCUGACCCCUAGACAUGGGCCAGGUUUGGCUGAUGUUUGUCAGUAUGACGAGUGGAUAGCUGUGAGGCACGAAGCCACCCUGUUGCCCAUGCAAGAGGAUCUGUCAAUCUGGUUAUCUGGUUUAUUAGGUAUUGAAAUUAAGGCAGAAAGAUUAUUGGAAGAACUUGAUAAUGGAGUACUAUUAUGCCAGCUGAUUAAUGUUCUUCAAAACAUGGUGAAAACAUGCAACUCUGAAGAACCAAGGAAUUUUCCAAUGAGAAAAGUGCCCUGUAAGAAAGAUGCUGCGUCAGGUUCAUUCUUUGCUAGAGACAACACUGCGAACUUCCUUCACUGGUGCAGGCACAUUGGAGUGGAUGAGACUUACCUCUUUGAAUCUGAAGGUUUAGUUUUGCACAAAGAUCCAAGACAGGUGUAUCUUUGUCUUCUUGAAAUUGGUCGAAUUGUGUCAAGAUAUGGGGUUGAGCCCCCAGUAUUAGUAAAACUUGAGAAAGAAAUUGAGCUAGAGGAGACCUUACUUAAUACUUCUGGACUUGAAGAUUCCAUCAGCAUUCCAAAAUCGUGCUGUCAACAUGAAGAGCUGCAUGAAGCUGUUAAACAUAUUGCAGAAGACCCUCCUUGUAGUUGUUCUCAUCGAUUUUCUAUCGAGUACUUAUCUGAAGGACGGUACCGACUAGGAGAUAAAAUACUCUUUAUAAGAAUGCUUCAUGGAAAACAUGUCAUGGUCCGUGUCGGUGGAGGCUGGGAUACUCUUCAAGGAUUUUUGCUUAAAUAUGAUCCCUGUCGAAUAUUACAGUUUGCUACACUAGAACAGAAAAUUCUAGCAUUUCAGAAAGGAGUGUCUAAUGAAAGUGUGCCUGAUUCGUGUGCCAGAACACCUCAGCCUCCUGAAAUGAAUCCUUUGUCAGCAGUUAGCAUGUUUCAGAAACAGGAUUCAAAACCUGGCACACCCAUUGGUCUUCCAAGGAGCAAAGAGAAGCAGGUAUGUUCACCAGCUGUGUUGCUGCCAGCAUCUUCCCUGAAAGGAGGUGAUCUAGCCUCCAGGUCAGUCCGUUCUAAACUUCCAAAUUCUCCAGCUACAUCUUCUCACCUUAAACUCAAAUCUUCAAAAGGCAUAACAAAGAAACCACAGGCUCCUUCAAACAAUGUGACAUCUUCACCUGCUUGUCUAAAGCCCGUAGGUAAAAGCACUGCUUCACCAGCUUUAUCAAGAACUGCACCUUGUGUGUCUGAGUCAUUAAGAAAAUGUGUCCUAUCACCCAAAACUCCUAAGGCCAAGUUUGUUCCAGCCAAGGAGUCAAGAGAGAUGCAUGAGUCUACACUUUUGCCAAAUAAGUGUUCAGGAAAAACUGAACCAAAGCAUUUGAAACACAGUCAUGUAUCUUCCAGGGAUAAUGCAACCUGUCACUCAGCUGCAUGUUUAAAUUCAUCAUCAAAGUGUCCAAAGCCACCUAAGGGAAAUCUACAUGUAAGGCCUAACCCCUCUCCUUCUAUCUGGUCCCCUCCAAAAGUGAUGGCAUCCGGUUCCAAAACCACGACCGCAGGUCCGGAAACACGAUCCGGGCCAUGUGACAGAGCCCCGCAAGCGGGGGCGAUGCCAGCCCCGAAACCUAAGUCAGCCUGGAAUUUAAACCAGCCACUUUCUGUAGCCUCAGUUGCUCCUACAAAAGCUGCACAGAAAUCGAAAGAUAAAAAUACUGUUUCAGUUGCCAAAAAGCAGCCUCAGAAUAAAAGCACAUCCCAGAAGACAGGACCCAGCUCCUCCAGGUCCCCUGGCCGCACCCCACUGUCCAUCAUGAGUGUUCCCCAGUCUUCUGCCAGAACACAACCAGAACCAAAGUCAGCACAGACUGCCACCAGGAGCCAGGACUCAGCCAAAGGGCCUCCAAAAAGUGACAAAGCCCCAGCCUCAACCAGGAAACCACCUUCCUCUGGCAAGGAGGCAGUUAGUGGAGAUAAAAAAUCUCCUGCAAAGAAAAAGGAAGAUGACCAUUAUUUUGUUAUGACUGGAAGUAAGAAACCUAGGAAAUAAAUAUAACAUGUUAUUUUAAGAAAACAGAGGAAAGAAAGAGAGGGAAUGUGUUAGCUUCACAUCUUAAGUUUCUCCUAAUUGUGUUUAUCCAUUUGGGUUCAGACAUUAAGUACAGUAAGAUGAGGGUAGAGGUUGGGGUGAUGAGAGGGCUCAUCAGAAUUCACCAGAAGGUCCCCCUUUAGGCAGAUGGUUGUGAAAUUACCACGAGGCUGUCAUUAAUGAUAGACAUUUAUUGUCUGUUAAUGUCUGCCCAUGAAGGGAAAUAUAAAGUCAAAUAACACUACUAGAGUUAUAACUAUAGUUGCUAUGUUUUGAAUAUGUAUUAAAUAUGGAGGUUGUUACCUGCUAAUAGUAACAGAGGUGCUCUUAAUGUAAGUUAUUGCAUUUUAGUUUAAAAGCAACGGUUCGGCACUUGUCUUACAAAAGGUACCUAAUUCAGUUUCCUGACCAGGGUAGCCUGAUGGGACAGUACCAGGUACCGACGGCUGCUGCUGCUGAUUAGCUUGCUGUUGCUCUGGCUUUGGUUGGACUGUUACUAAAUUUUUUUUUAAGCUUUCCAAAUUAGAAGGAACUGAAUUUUUUAACUGACUCACAUUAACAUUGGUAAUAUUUUGUUACCAAUAUUUUUGGUAAAAAAGUAAAACCAAUUAAGGUAUUGACAUAUAAAUUGAAAUCUGGAAAAAAUAUUUUUCAUAUUAUUUAUAAGAAUGUAUACCUUGUAUUUUAGAUGGACAUUGUGCAAUGUGAAAACAGAAAUGGUUUGGUAGUUUUUAGCAUAUUAGAAAUAUUUUUAAAAUAAUGUAAUUUUCUAUGAGUGAAGAUACCAGUUUUUACACUAAAAUAAUGCUGUUUAACAUCAAAAUUAUGUUUUAACCAUCUCAAAAUUAAGGUGUGAUAUUAAAGAAUCUUAAAGCGCUGCUAUAUAAAAAUUCUAUCAUGUGGUUGUAAUUUUUCUUUAGUGAGCACAAUACCAGUUUUAAUUAGAUUCUCCCAAUUAUGUUAACUUUCUUUAAUAAAGUCAUGCUUCAGUUUUCUGAUGGCAAAUGGAUAGUAUAUAUGCAUCGUUUUCUGUUCUGUAGGCAGAUUCUCCAAGGAACUUACCCAGAUCAUGUAAUGACUACAUAGACCUCAUCAAUCUAAGAUGAUAUUUGUAAAUAAUUUGUUUUUUAAGAGAUUGUAACUAUUUUAAAAUGAUUAAUGUACUCUCAAGUUUUAGGGAUAUGUUUAAUAACUUUACAGUAUUAUCAGUUAUCACAGGUUGUUAUAUUCAGUAUUAAGGUUUGUAUUUCUCUAUUUCAAACUUAAAGUGUUUUUCUAAAGAAAAAUAAUGGUUCACACAAAUGUGUAAUCAUAGAAUAAGCAUCUUAAGCUGACUACUACUGUUGAUAGAUUAUAAAACAAGAAACCUUUGUAUAAAACUAAGUGAUCUUUUGUCUGAGGAAUACAGUUAAAAUCAAAGCUAUAUGCAGGCUAGUUUUUGAAAUAAUUGAUGCUUCUCUUCUUAAAAGAGACAGUCCCAGAGGAGGGUAUAGCUUUGUGGUAGAGUGCAUGCUUAGCAUGCACAAGGUCCUGGGUUCAAUCCUCGGUACCUCCACUAAAAAAAAAAAUUAAAAAUUAAUUAAAAAAUACAUAAAGAAACCAAAUUACUUCCCCCCUCCAAAAAUAACAACAACAAAAAAGAGAGAGACAGUACCUAAAUACUUAGUUUAGUUCCACUGUUGAUCUGGGCAUUGAGGUAAUAUUUACAUCUUUGGAAGGUGAGUCAAUGUUCAGGAAGUACUGGAAGUUUUACAUUUUUAGUGACAAGAAAUAUUUAAUGUAUCUUUAAAGAGGAAGAAUUUUAAUUUCAAGAAGGAGUUUAUUCCUUUGUAAGACCAAACGAUACUUCUGUAUCAGUAACUUCUACAACUUAAAAAAAAAAAGUAAAUGAAUGUAACUGAUUCCAAGUGGAUUUCACAAAACUGUAAACAGUAACUUUUGUGUUGAGAAUAAUCAGGAAUCAAAGUAUCAUCUGACACAAAUUCCAAGAAUUAUUUUUUUGAAAAUUGGAAGUUAAUUUAUAAGUAGUCCUUUUCUUCAUCAGGCUACUGAUAGUACGAAUUUCCAAUUCCUGUUAUUCUGUUUUGAUUUUACACUUUGAUAUGGUGAGAAUAUUUUUGAAAUACUCAUUUUAUCCUAUAUUAAUAUUCAUGAUCAGGGAAUUUCUCCAAUUAUAUUCACAUUGGAUGAAUUUUUAUUUCUAUAUAGCUUUCUCUUCCAACAUAAAGUAUUUUUUUAAAUAAACAAUGGCUGAGUGAUACUUUAUUCAAUAUAUUUUGAAAUGCUGUUAAAGAGCUGGUAUAUCCAGUUGUUUUCACAAUUUUAAAAAUACAUUGUUGAAGUUGGAAGUUUUCAUUUCUUCUUAACAAUAGUGUGAGAUUUUUAAUGUUUCUUCUUAAUACUUAAUAAAAUGAAUAUUGAGCUUCAAUUACUGAAAUAUCUGGAAGAAGAAAUAAUGUCUGCUUCCAGAGAAGAAUGGAAUAAGUUUUUAUUUUUCAUUGCUAUAAUUUGUUAACAUGACAAGCAUACCAAAUUAAUCUUCAGAGGAAAAUGUAAUGCUGAUUAUUUUUACAUUGUUUGGACUUACAGUGUUGUCUUUCAGGCUUAUAUCUUCAAAAUGCCUUGGUAAAUUAGAUGAUCUCUAACUUUCCUCUCCACACUGAGUUUACUUAAGGGAAAUUUUUUGAGAAAAAAAAUUACUAUUCCUUCUGCAGUCUGUCUCUGUCUGACUUAAAAAUCUAUUACUUCUUUAAAAGGUUUCAGUAACGUAUUGUUUAUGAUACAUUCUUACAUCUAGGUUUACAUACUGACUCUAUCUGAAUCCAAAUUUGUGUAUGUUUUCUUGUGCCAGCAGUGUUUGUAUCAAAUUUUAACUUGUAU
Molecule: messenger RNA, 5227 nt
Organism: Vicugna pacos (alpaca)
Lineage: Eukaryota; Metazoa; Chordata; Mammalia; Artiodactyla; Camelidae
Gene: GAS2L3
Product: growth arrest specific 2 like 3
Biological process (GO): actin crosslink formation
Cellular component (GO): actin filament
Molecular function (GO): actin filament binding; microtubule binding; cytoskeletal adaptor activity
Source: RefSeq, a predicted model, not a curated record